AUGGCGGCGCCCAGCUUACCCACGCCAAUGCACGGGCACGUGGGCCGCGGCCGCUUUCGUGAUGUGUACGAGCCCGCGGAGGACACGUUCUUGCUGCUGGAUGCGCUCGAGGCAGCGGCGGCCGACCUGGCCGGAGUAGAAAUAUGCCUUGAAGUAGGGUCAGGAUCUGGCGUAGUUUCAGCAUUCCUAGCCACUAUGAUAGGUCCUCAGGCUUUGUACAUAUGCACUGAUAUCAACCCUGAGGCAGCAGCUUGUACCUUGGAGACAGCACACUGUAACAAAGUCCACAUUCAACCAGUAAUUACAGAUUUGGUAGGAAGUCAAGGAAUAGCGGCAGCCUGGGCUGGUGGCAGAAACGGGCGAGAAGUCAUGGACAGAUUCUUCCCAGUGGCUUCAGAUCUCCUUUCACCGAGAGGAUUAUUCUAUUUAGUUACCAUUAAAGAAAACAACCCAGAGGAAAUUUUAAAAACAAUGAAGACAAAAGGUCUGCGAGGGACCACUGCACUUUCUAGGCAAGCAGGCCAAGAAGUCCUUUCAGUUCUGAAGUUCACCAAGUCCUAACAGACAGUGCGUUCUGAGCGCCCCUGGAAACAGUACAUUCAGCACGUUUUUGGAACUGAAGUCAUUCCUUGUUAGUCAAGGAAUGACAUUUGAGUCAUUUCAAAUUUCUCAAAAGAAAUUUAGAAGAAGAAGAUGGAAAGGUGGGGUAUUUCCUUUCACCCAGGAAUCAGGCCUACAGAGUUAUUUGCACAAGUACAAGCAAAUAUGUGUAUGAUAUUUAUAUUUUAUAUAUAAAAGGUACAUAUGAAAGGAUGUUUAUUUCAGCAUUGUUUGUAAUUGCAAAACAACAGAAUCAACUUAACUAUCCACCAGUAAGGAGAUUGGUUAAAUAAAUUGCAGCACGUUCAUUUGACUGAACUCACAGCCAUUGAACAUGAGUCAGUCUGUAUACACUGUACCAGAAGGGGGUCCAUGAGUGAAGAGAUGAAGUUGCAGAAUGAUACUUUGCUAUAUGCAUAUUUUUAAAAAAAACAACAGUGAAAGAUGUUUGCGUAUAUAAGUGCGUCUUGGAAUUAAUAGAAAAUGGGAAUGGAGGCGCUUUAGUGGUGGCCUUUGAUUUGCACAGUGAUAAUGUUGGAGAAUGACAGUGGAUUUUCAUAAGCUUAACCAGGUGGUGACUCCACUUGGAACUCCUAUACCAGAUGGGGUUUCAUUACUGAGCAAAUUAACACAUCCCCUGGUGACUAUUUUGCAGCUAUCCGUCUGGCAAAUGUGUUUUUCUCUAUACCUAUCCUAUCCUAAUCCCCAACAGAAGCAGUUUCCUACUAAAGUUUAGUCAGAUUUAUUUCCUGCCCUCUGACAUGUUUUGCAGGUAAGUCUAGAAUAGUUGCUACUUUGACUUCAUUUAGUCCAGUCAGCAAAAUGUCAUCAAUGUAAGAAGUCAGUAUGAUCUCAUGAAGGGAAAGGUGAUCAGAAUCCCUGCAAACUAAAUUAGGACAUGGAGCUGGAGAGCUGAUACACCACUGAGGCAGAUGAUAGCAUCCCUAGAGUUCAUCAUUCAGUAGGUCUGGGGUGGCACCAGAGAAUGUGCAUUUCCAACAAGUUCACAGGUUUGAUAAAUGGUAGUCCACAAAGAUAUCAGGGCCUAAUCCCUAGAAUCUGUACAUGUUGUUUUACAUGACAAAAAGUGACUAUUAUAAAUCAAAAGAUGUUAUUGGAGAUUUUGAAAUGGGGAGAUUAUCCUGGGUUAUCUUUGUGGACCUUACAUGCAGUCAUUUACAUCCUUUAAGAAGGAGGCAGAAGAUGAUGGGAUUGAUCAUGGAGAUAGUGAUUGGAGUGACGUGAUUAAGAAGUGUCAGCAGCCAGCUGGAGAGGAAAGGAACAGGUUGUCUCCUAGAGCUUCAGGAGGAGGUGUGGCUCUGCUGACAUGGUAAUGUUGGUCCAGUGGAAUUUAUUUCAAACUUUGGGGGAGAAUCUAUUUCUGUUCCUUGAAGGCACCACAUUUGUGAUAAUUUGC
This is a messenger RNA of Otolemur garnettii (small-eared galago), 2017 nucleotides long. It is a transcript of the gene HEMK2, whose product is annotated as N-6 adenine-specific DNA methyltransferase 1. Gene Ontology annotation, molecular function: protein methyltransferase activity; S-adenosylmethionine-dependent methyltransferase activity. NCBI's taxonomy places the organism in Eukaryota, Metazoa, Chordata, Mammalia, Primates, Galagidae. Gene Ontology annotation, cellular component: eRF1 methyltransferase complex. The transcript has 5 exons. The record is from RefSeq and is a predicted model, not a curated record. The coding region runs from base 1 to 561 and encodes 186 amino acids.